Molecule: messenger RNA, 5169 nt
Organism: Nylanderia fulva
Lineage: Eukaryota; Metazoa; Arthropoda; Insecta; Hymenoptera; Formicidae
Source: RefSeq, a predicted model, not a curated record
AUGUCUAAUACAGAAAAUCUCGCGGUACUUAAAAGACAACGCGCUAUGAUCAAGGGAUCCUGCACGCGAAUAAAACAUUACGUCGAGACAAUUACUGCUAUCAAUACCUCGACAACGGCUCAACUUGAGGAGCGCAAAUUAAAACUAGAACAUUAUUGGGCCGAAUACCACACUGUACAGACGCAAAUAGAAAUUUUAGAAGAAGCCGAAGGUAACGAUCGGGCUGCGUUCGAGGAUGCAUUUUAUGCCGUAUCCGCUAAAAUCAGGGAGUUAUUAAGCCCUCCCACGCACUCGCGCACUGCCGCUGUUUCGCCGGCAACGCUUUCGGAAAUCUCGGACGCAACUUCCCGCGUGCGCUUACCUAAAUUGAAUUUACCGACAUUUUCGGGGAAAUAUGACGAGUGGUUCCCGUUCUUCGAUACAUUCACGUCGGUCAUACAUACAAACGCGUCUCUCAGUUGCAUACAAAAGUUUCAAUAUUUAAAGGCCUCUCUCACAGGCGAUGCGAGCAGCGUAAUUAAUUCUUUAGAGAUUUCGGACGCGAAUUACAAUGCAGCGUGGAAUCUUCUCAAAGAGCGGUACGAUAACAAACGGGUAAUCGUGCAAAAUCAUAUCAAGGCCAUUAUAGAAUUACCUUCCAUGACAAGGGAAAAUUAUACCGAGUUAAGGCAAAUCGCGGAUGGCGCGACAAAGCACAUACACGCGUUGCAAGCUCUAAAGCGACCCACCGCGUAUUGGGACGAUAUUUUAAUACACGUGCUAUGCUCGAAAUUCGAUCCCCUCACACUACGCGAGUGGCAAUCUUCGCUUACGGGUAACGAAUUACCAACAUCCAAACAAUUCUUCGAUUUUAUCACACGACAGUGUCAGAUGCUCGAAGUCACAAACAAAUCUAGCAACGUCGCGAACGUCAAGGACGGCACUGCCAAGGCACACGCCAAGCGUCAAACAGCAUGCGCAGCUACCGUCAAGUUAAAAUGCAACUACUGUCGAGGGGAGCAUUCCAUUUAUUACUGUAAGAAUUUUCUGGUACUUCAGGUUCCUCAAAGGAUCGCGGAAAUUCGUUCUCGCAAAAUUUGCCUCAAUUGUCUGCGUUCCAACACGCACAUCGCUAGCAAAUGCACUUCAGGAGGUUGCAAGGUCUGCCAAGCCAAGCAUAACACGCUUCUUCAUAUGACGACCGCCUCGCAGCAAGCGCCUAAUUCCUCUAGCUCUUCAGGAAAGGGCAGCGACAACUCCAACUCCGCAGAAUCCUCUGCCGUAGUAGCGACACACGUCGCAGGGGGAAGUGUUAACGUCAUAUUGUCAAUGGCCAUGGUGCACGCGCGCGAUUAUCAGGGCGUGCUUCGACCUUGUCGCAUUCUGUUGGAUUGUGGUUCUCAGGCGAAUUUCAUAUCAAGGAAAUUCAUGACGAGGCUUGGCCUCACUCCCAAAUCACUAAGCGUAGCCAUAUCCGGCGUGAACGGAACGGUUACGACGGCCACGCAAGCAGUAAAAAUCGAAUUGCAAUCGCGAAUAGAUUCAUACAGUGCUACAAUCGAUUGUAUUGUCUCAGAUCAAGUUACAGAAAAACUCCCUGGCAUACCGUUAAGGCGAAGGGAUUUCGAACUGCCACGAAAUAUAAAGCUAGCUGAUCCACAAUUUCACGUAUCUUUUGAUAUCGACAUUCUAAUAGGAGCCGAAAUAUUUUGGGAUCUUCUCUUUGUAGGACAGAUACAAUCAUCGGACAGGCAUCCUAAAUUACAAAAAACGAGGUUUGGAUGGAUCCUAGCAGGACGAAUGUUUGAUUCAAAAUCAAUUCACGCAAAGGUACAUUCUCUACACGCAUCUAUAACUAACGAGCAGUUACAUGAUCAAUUAAGUCGGUUCUGGCAAUUAGACGACGCGAAAAAUGACUCCAAUAAUUUGACUCCUGAGGAAAGUUAUUGUGAGCAGCAUUUUAUCAGCAAUAUUCAUCAAAAUCCACAAGGCAGAUACGUGGUCAAACUUCCUAUUAGAGAUCAAUUAAUCGACAAGUUAGGAGACUCUCGAAGCAUUGCCAUGUCUCGUUUGAAGGGCAUCGAAAAACGUUUUAAACGACAGCCCGAUCUAGAAGAGCAAUACAAACAAAUUAUCAAUGAGUACAUAUCGUUAGGGCACAUGCAAAAAAUAGAAUUGCAGCCCGAUGAGAGUUCCCCAUGUUUUUAUUUACCGCAUCAUUGCGUAUUCAAAUCUAACAAUCAAACGUCAAAGAUCCGCGUAGUAUUUGACGCUUCAUGCAAAUCUACCGAGGGCUUAUCUUUAAAUGAUGCACUUAUGAUAGGGCCAGUAGUGCAGCAAGAGCUAACAUCCAUACUGAUCCGAUUUUGUUUCUUCAUUUAUGUUUUUAGCGCCGACGUAAUAAAAAUGUAUAGACAAGUAUUGGUGGAUCCUUCUCAAACACGUCUGCAAAGGAUACUAUGGCGGGACGACCCUGCUAACAACGUCGACACAUACGAACUAUUGACAGUUACGUAUGGAACAUCAUCAGCUUCAUACUUGGCCAGCAGGUGCCUUACUUAUCAUGCCGAUCAAUACGCAGCUAAGUACCCGGUAGGCUCUAGAGAGGUGAAACGCAGUUUUUACGUAGAUGACUUUUUGUCAGGAGCAGAUACUCUGCACGAGGCUAAGGUACUCCGAGAUGAACUAAUAGAAUUGCUGAGAAUAGGAUCUUUCGAACUCAGUAAGUGGGCGUCGAAUUGCCCAGAACUCCUAAAAAAUAUAAAGGAUCGUGAUGGGGAAGUAAUUACCAUUCAUAACGAGACAGAUUCUAGCAUACUAGGGAUUCAAUGGAAUCAAGUCAAGGAUGUUUUUCACUUUGCAUACAAUUCAGAUUCCACUAACAGCGCAGUAUCUAAGCGCGUUAUUCUUUCUGAAGUUUCCAGGUUGUUUGAUCCUCUGGGUCUCCUCGGACCCGUCAUUGUAAUUGCCAAACUCAUUCUUCAAGACCUGUGGAAGGCCGGCAUCCAUUGGGAUGAAUCUGUGCCGCAGGAAUUACAUACAAGCUGGCUAAAAUUCAAGUCUCAAUUACAUGCUGUAAAUCAGCUACAAAUCCCUAGGGGUGUCAAAUACAACCCAGACUCACAGCUCGUGCAAUUACACGGGUUUUGUGAUGCAAGUCAAAAUGCAUAUGGCGCAUGUAUAUAUGUACGCACAACCAUCGAAUCUAGUGAAUAUCGUUCACAGUUGCUGUGUUCAAAAUCCCGUGUGGCACCACUCAAGGCCGUGUCACUGCCAAGACUUGAACUAUCGGCAGCGGUUCUGUUAGCUCAACUCAUAACUAAGGUGAAAGACUCAUUGGGCUCGCCCAUGCAAGCAUUUCUUUGGUCGGACUCCACCAUAGCAUUGAAUUGGAUAGCUUCAUCCUCGCGCAACUGGUCAGUAUUCGUGGCAAAUAGAGUCGGAGAAAUUCAAAGGUUGACUCAGAUCAGUCAGUGGCGUCACGUCUCCUCUUCCGACAAUCCUGCAGACAUACUAUCCAGAGGCAUAUAUCCGUAUGAUUUAAUCGCAUCAUCCAUGUGGUGGCACGGGCCCAGCUUUCUACAGUUGCAUGAAAAUCAGUGGCCAUCGGGAAGUUUUACAUAUCCGAGGGAGGAUAUGCCCGAACAAAGAAGAAUAGCCGCGAUUGUCGUCAAGCAUGACCAAUGCAUGGUCAUCCAGCUAUUAACCAAGCAUUCAAGUCUAAACAAAAUCCUUCGGAUCAUUGCGUAUUGCAUGAGAUUUUCUAAGAAACGGAAUCUCGCGCCAAAUAGAACAAUAUCUUCGUCUGAACUUUUACUUGCAACGGAAAUCGUGUGCAGGGCGGUACAAAAACAAGUCUUCUCUAAAGAAUACGAAGCAUUAAAAUUAGGAACAACCAUUAAUGCAGGCAGCCGUCUAUUGCCGUUAACUCCUUUCAUGGAUAAAGAUGACCUAAUCCGGGUGGGCGGUAGGCUUAAAAACUCAAACCUAGAUUUUGACGCAUGCCAUCCCAUUUUGCUGCCGCGCAAUCACGAUUUAACACAAAAAAUAAUUAGACAAGAGCAUAUUCGGAAUAUGCACGCCGGAACGCAAGGUACUAUGGCCGCCGUCCGGCAACGUUUCUGGCCACUUUCGCUAAGAUCCGUAGCGCGAAAGAUCAUACAAGAAUGCGUAACUUGUUUUAAGGCAAAACCGCGAUUCUCGGAAGCCUUAAUGGGAUCAUUACCCGCCGGUCGAGUCACCCCAUCUAGACCGUUCGCGCAUUGUGGGAUAGACUAUGCCGGUCCAGUCACAAUACGCGAAGGAAACAGGCGCAACUCUCGCAAUCAUAAGGCCUACAUAGCCAUUUUCGUAUGCUUUGCCACUAAAGCCGCGCACAUCGAAGUCGUAAGCAAUUUAACGACAGACUGUUUUCUUGGUGCAUUCAAACGUUUCAUCGCGCGAAGAGGGAAACCGACCCACAUGUACUCGGAUAAUGGGACCACCUUCGUCGGGGCAAAAAAGCAAAUCAAGGAACUAUACGAAUUUUAUAACAAACAAGAAACGCAGUCCGAUCUCAAUCAAUUCUGUGCCAACGAGGGCAUUUGCUGGGAAUUCAUUCCGCCCAACGCUCCUCAUUUUGGCGGUUUAUGGGAAGCGGCGGUAAAAUCCGCCAAACAUCACUUGACUAGAAUUGUGGGUCAAGCCCAUUUAAAUUUUGAAGAACUGCAGACUGUAUUGUCUGAGAUAGAAGCUAUAUUAAAUUCGCGCCCUAUUACGCCACUAAGCGAGGAUCCCAACGACUUGUAUUAUCUUAGUCCGGGUCACUUUCUGGUUGGUACAGCACUAAAUAGUUUUCCUUGCAGAGACUUUAGCGAGAUCAAUGAGAAUAGGCUCCUACGAUGGCAACGCGUGGAGCAACUUCGACAGCACUUUUGGCGCAGAUGGAGUAGCGAGUACUUAGGCUCGUUGCAGGAAAGGUCGAAAUGGAAACAAAAUUCGGGCAUUCAACUACGCGUCAAUCAGCUCGUACUUGUAAAACAACAAAAUCUACCCCCUCUACAAUGGGCUAUAGGUCGCGUCUUAGAGAUUCAUCCCGGAUCCGACAAUGUAGUACGAACUGCAACUAUAAAAACCACCAAGGGUACUUAUGUUAGACCAUUGUCGAAGCUCGCGAUAUUACCCUCAGAAAUCCAACCGACGGAUAACUAA